AUGAAUUUUGCACUAAUCAUAAUCAACCUCUUCAUCACCUACGUGAUGUUCGCAUCGGGCGUCAUUAAAGCUGAGGAAUUCAAAUUGGACUAUGCUUCUGCAAAGCCUGCCGCGCUACCACCAAUUGAGACCGUAGGAAGCAAGUUUUUCAGCAGCGAGACCGGUGAACAAUUCUUCAUCAAGGGAAUAGCGUACCAACCACAGUAUUCGUUGGAAGAUGUCAGUAGUCUCGGUAUACCGAUCAGCGACACAAAAUAUAUCGAUCCACUGGCAUCACCUGCAAUUUGCUUAAGAGAUAUUCCUCACCUGGCUGAAUUAGGCGUCAACACGAUCAGAGUUUAUGCAAUCGACCCAACGCAGUCUCACGAUGUUUGCAUGGAAGCACUCAUGGAAAACGGUAUUUACGUUUUGCUCGACCUUUCCGAGCCCGAUGCCUCCAUAUCCAGAGAGUCCCCCAGCUGGGAUGUUAACGUGUAUCAGAGAUACAAAGAUGUAAUAGAUGCCAUGCAUCAAUAUUCAAAUGUUCUCGGGUUUUUCGCCGGGAACGAAGUUACCAACGAUAGAACGAACACGGAUGCUUCACCAUUUGUAAAAGCUUCUAUCCGCGACAUGAAAGAACACAUAAAGGAUAUGAAUUAUCGAGCAAUCCCUAUAGGGUACUCCACAAAUGACGAUGUGGAGACCCGGGAAAACCUCGCGCAGUUCUUCAGCUGCGGAAAUGACACAGCUGACUUCUAUGGUAUUAACAUGUAUGAAUGGUGCGGCUACUCAUCAUUCCAUAGCAGUGGCUUUGACAAAAGAACUCAAGAGUUUAAAAACUAUCCCAUUCCCGUUUUUUUUUCGGAGUUUGGCUGUAAUUUGGUCAGACCAAGACCUUUCACAGAGGUGGAAGCACUCUACAGCAAGCAAAUGAGCGGCGUUUGGUCCGGCGGCUUGGCUUACAUGUACUUCGAGGAGGAGAACCAAUAUGGACUUGUAGAAAUAGAUUCCAAAAAUCGGGUUGUCCGAUUGAAAGAUUAUGACUACCUGAGAGAUGAAUUCAACAAGUCCGAGCCCAAAGGUAUAACAAAAUCCGAAUAUUUGCGAAGGCUGGGGUUGAACACUGGUGGGCCCAUCACAAAGAGGGAAUGCCCAUCAAUUUCAGUAGCUUGGAAAGCUGCAGAAAAAUUGCCAGAUAAACCUGAAAAGUCCAAAUGCGACUGUUUGACGAAUGCUUUGCCAUGUCUUGUCACUCCAUUUAGCGACCGGUCCAAAUACAGAGAAUAUUUCGAAUAUGUCUGCGGUCAAGUGGAUUGUUCAGAUAUAAAAGCAGACGGUGAGAAUGGUGAGUAUGGAGAGUAUUCGGGCUGCACACCAGACCAGAAACUGGCUUUGCAAAUAAGCAAAAUGUAUUUCAACUUGGCUGAGCAAAACGACAUUUGUCCAGUGGAUGAUAGACACAUCUAUUUCAAUCGCGACAGUAAAAACGAUCAAAAUGAUAAAGAGUGCACAUCCUUGAUCAGAUCCGUGCAAAAAACAUCGAAAGCACGGAAAACUGACAAUAAAAGUUUGAAUCCGUCUAAAGACCACACAUCCAGUGGAAGCCACAUAGUACCCAAAUUUGUAAUGGGAUUAGCGUUUGUGAUAUUGACAGGAUCGAUUGUAUAG
Messenger RNA from Lachancea lanzarotensis, 1647 nucleotides. It is a transcript of the gene GAS2, whose product is annotated as LALA0S08e07998g1_1. NCBI's taxonomy places the organism in Eukaryota, Fungi, Ascomycota, Saccharomycetes, Saccharomycetales, Saccharomycetaceae. The record is from RefSeq and is a predicted model, not a curated record. Gene Ontology annotation, biological process: fungal-type cell wall (1->3)-beta-D-glucan biosynthetic process. Gene Ontology annotation, molecular function: 1,3-beta-glucanosyltransferase activity. The coding region runs from base 1 to 1647 and encodes 548 amino acids. The transcript has a single exon. Gene Ontology annotation, cellular component: cytoplasm; fungal-type cell wall.